Messenger RNA from Zea mays, 3632 nucleotides. RefSeq names its product probable alpha,alpha-trehalose-phosphate synthase [UDP-forming] 7. Gene Ontology annotation, molecular function: trehalose-phosphatase activity. The record is from RefSeq and is marked provisional. NCBI's taxonomy places the organism in Eukaryota, Viridiplantae, Streptophyta, Magnoliopsida, Poales, Poaceae. Gene Ontology annotation, biological process: trehalose biosynthetic process. The coding region runs from base 190 to 2928 and encodes 912 amino acids. The transcript is spliced from 3 exons. Gene Ontology annotation, cellular component: cytosol.
CGCCAACCCACACCACCUUCCUCUCUCUCGCCGCCGCCCUCAGAUCAGAUCAAAGCGGAACACCAACUCCUCCUCUUCCUCCUCCUCGUAGGGUUUGGUGUGUUCACCUCACCUCUCGCGGCGACAGCGAAGCCUUCUCUUCUCUUCCCCUCCGCUCCGCUCCGCUCCGCUCCGCUCGGUGUUUCAGCCAUGAUGUCGCGGUCGUACACCAACCUGCUCGACCUCGCGGAGGGCAACUUCGCGGCGCUGGGCCCGGCCGCCGGCGCCGGCGGCGGCGGGCGGCAGAGGCAGGGGUCGUUCGGGCUGAGGCGGAUGUCGCGGGUGAUGACGGUGCCGGGGACGCUCUCGGAGCUCGACGGCGAGGACGAGUCGGAGCCGGCGGCCACCAGCAGCGUCGCCUCCGACGCGCCCUCGUCCGUGGCGGCGGACCGCCUCAUAGUGGUCUCCAACCAGCUGCCCAUCGUCGCGCGCCGGAGGCCCGACGGCCGAGGAUGGUCCUUCGUGUGGGACGACGACUCGCUUCUGCUCCAGCUCCGCGACGGCAUUCCCGAGGAUAUGGAGGUGCUCUUCGUCGGCUCCCUCCGCGCCGACGUCCCCGUAGCCGAGCAGGACGAGGUGUCGCAGGCGUUGCUCGACCGGUUCCGCUGCGCGCCGGUCUUCCUCCCUGACCGCCUCAACGACCGCUUCUACCACGGCUUCUGCAAGCGCCAACUCUGGCCUCUGUUCCACUACAUGCUCCCCUUCUCCUCAUCCGCGUCCGCCGCCGGCACCACCUCUUCCUCCUCCGCCGCCACUUGCAACGGUCGCUUCGACCGCAGCGCUUGGGAGGCGUACGUGCUCGCCAACAAGUUCUUCUUCGAGAAGGUCGUCGAGGUAAUCAACCCGGAGGAUGACUACGUUUGGGUUCACGACUACCAUCUCAUGGCGCUGCCUACCUUCCUCCGCCGCUGCUUCAACCGCCUCCGCAUCGGAUUCUUCCUCCACAGCCCCUUCCCCUCGUCCGAGAUCUACCGCACCCUCCCUGUUCGGGAGGAGAUACUCAAGGCGCUGCUCAACUGUGACCUAAUUGGCUUCCACACUUUUGAUUACGCCAGGCACUUCCUCUCGUGCUGCAGUAGGAUGCUGGGAAUUGAAUACCAGUCAAAGCGUGGGUACAUUGAAUUGGAUUACUUUGGCCGCACUGUCGGGAUCAAAAUCAUGCCAGUGGGAGUUCAUAUGGGUCAAUUGGAGUUGGGUCUGCGCUUGCCUGAUAGGGAAUGGAGGCUUUCUGAGCUUCAACGGCAGUUUCAGGGGAAAACUGUCUUGCUUGGUGUGGAUGAUAUGGAUAUCUUUAAGGGGAUCAAUUUGAAGCUUCUCGCCUUUGAGAACAUGUUGAGGACACAUCCCAAGUGGCAGGGGAGAGCAGUGUUAGUGCAGAUUGCUAACCCAGCCCGUGGAAGGGGUAAAGAUCUGGAAGCCAUCCAGGCUGAGAUUGAGGAGAGCUGCCAGCGGAUCAAUGGAGACUUUGGCCAGUCAGGGUAUAGCCCUGUUGUUUUCAUCGGCCGUGAUGUGUCAAGUGUUGAGAAGAUCGCCUAUUAUACGAUAGCGGAAUGUGUGGUGGUCACUGCUGUGAGGGAUGGGAUGAACUUGACACCGUAUGAAUACGUUGUCUGUAGGCAGGGUGCACCAGGAUCUCAGUCGGUAUCAGAGGUGAGUGGGCCAAAGAAGAGCAUGCUGGUUGUGUCAGAGUUUAUUGGCUGCUCACCGUCACUGAGCGGUGCUAUUAGGGUUAACCCAUGGAAUAUAGAGGCAACCGCAGAGGCGAUGAAUGAGGCCAUUUCAAUGCCAGAACAGGAAAAACAGUUGAGGCAUGAGAAACAUUACCGUUAUGUCAGGAGCCAUGACGUCGCUUAUUGGUCAAAGAGCUUCAUCAUAGACUUGGAAAGGGUUUGUAAGGAUCACUUCAAGAGGACUUGUUGGGGCAUAGGGUUGGGUUUUGGUUUCAGGGUGGUGGCCUUGGACCCUCAUUUCACAAAGCUUAACAUGGAUUCAAUCAUUAAUGCUUAUGAGCUUUCAGAGAGCAGGGCUAUAUUGCUCGAUUAUGAUGGAACUCUGGUUCCCCAAACUUCCCUCAACAAGGAACCUAGUCCACAGGUUUUGAGCAUCAUCAAUACCCUUUGCUCAGAUAGUAGAAACAUCGUUUUUCUUGUCAGUGGUCGAGACAAAGAUACCUUGGGAAAGUGGUUCUCCUCAUGUCCAAGAUUGGGGAUUGCAGCUGAACAUGGUUACUUCUUGAGGUGGUCUAGAGAAGAAGAGUGGCAAACAUGCACUCAGGCAUUGGACUUCGGAUGGAUGCAAAUGGCGAAGCCAGUGAUGAAUUUAUAUACAGAAGCAACUGAUGGAUCCUACAUUGAGGCCAAGGAAAGUGCCUUGGUGUGGCACCAUCAGGAUGCUGACCUAGGCUUUGGAUCCUCACAGGCAAAGGAGAUGCUUGAUCACCUGGAAAGUGUACUAGCAAAUGAACCAGUCUCUGUCAAGAGUGGCCAGUUCAUUGUUGAAGUCAAACCACAGGGAAUAAGCAAGGGAAUAGUUGCCGAGAGGAUACUUGCAUCAGUGAAGGAGAGAGGAAAGCAGGCUGAUUUCUUAUUGUGCAUCGGCGAUGAUAGGUCUGAUGAGGACAUGUUUGAAAAUAUUGCUGAUAUCAUUGGGAGGAAUUUGGUUGCUCCAAGAACAGCACUGUUUGCGUGCACUGUGGGACAAAAACCAAGCAAAGCCAAAUUCUACCUGGAUGAUACAUUCGAAGUGGUCACUAUGCUGAGCGCACUGGCAGAUGCCACAGGUCCUGAACUGGAGACUGAUUCGGCUGAUGAAUCUGUCGCAUAUAUCUCAUCACUUGAUAUUGGUGACGAACAAUCAGAAUCCAGUGAUAAACCAGUUGAAGGGUCUUAGCCAGUUUUCUCUUGCGUUUUCAGAACAUGAUGAUUGUUUCAAUAGUCAAUUCUAUUCUACACAAUUUUCUGAUGGGAACUCAACGACUAACAACUGGUUCUACGAAUGCUCCAGAGUGAAGCUUCUCAAUCUGCUGUGCUCCAAGUUCUCCAGUUGGGCAAGAUAGUACAGUCUGUUGCUCCAAGGCGUAGAUCCAUAUGUUCAUAGCUGACUUACUUGGCACGUUCUUUCACUUUCUCAUUCCUGGUUGAAUUAAAAUGAAAACCUCACAGAAGACAAAGGGAGCGCUGUUUGGCUCAUUGGCUGAAGUAAUCUGGGGGGAGGUAUAGGAGUGGCGUAUGUGAAAGGAGCCUGUGCGCAGGUUGUGAUAUGAUUCCUUAUUAACACGACGUUACAAAGUGGUGUCACUUCUUGAACUACCAGUAGUAACAAUCCCAAGAGUGAGGUUCGAAUUGAUUAAUUAAUUGCUUCAAAGCCGGAUCUCGGAUGGUUUUGCUCCAACGUUUUCCCCUCGUGCGGUUUUUUUUAAUAAAUUUUCUGGGUUUACGUUGAAAGAUGCCUUGGAAGAUAGCAUAUUUUUAGGCCUGUCUAUCAGUUCUGAUGACCACUGCCAAUCAGCGCUGGAUGCUUGGCGAUUGUGUACCUUAACACGCUAAGAGCAUCUCCAAUAAUAUUAAUCCAAAUAAGAGGGUAUUGGUGAUUUC